Messenger RNA from Aspergillus heteromorphus CBS 117.55, 2190 nucleotides. RefSeq lists its product as uncharacterized. The record is from RefSeq and is a predicted model, not a curated record. The transcript has 3 exons. Lineage: Eukaryota; Fungi; Ascomycota; Eurotiomycetes; Eurotiales; Aspergillaceae. Bases 1 to 2190 code for a protein of 729 amino acids.
AUGGCUUCCUCGGACGAGACCCAGGACGCGACAGAUCAACCGCCAUCGUAUAGUCUGGUCGAGCCGGAGCCGGAGCAGCCAGCACUGCUGCUCCCUCCGCUGGACCUCUCUCGAGAUGCCGGACCCUCUUCCUACGCAACAGUCACACCAGAUCAAUGUGCCGCGCAUCUCAAGUUCCUGGCAGCGCUCGCAGACCUGCGUGACGGGGUUGCGAGUACCCAGGGUCUGUUUGGCAUCGACGACCCGCGCCCAGAAAUCUUUCUAGACAACACUAACGAGGCCUGGGCCCGCAUCAAAGAAAAGCGAUGGGCUGUCUACACUACCCGCGCGGCUGCUCGCUAUGCCACCUGGUGGGAUAUGUGCGUCCCGGCCUCUCGCUCGCGUCCCACGCUCAGGGACCUCGUCGACGAGGGGUACAGCAACAUCACCACCUCAACCCCGCUCGCCUGGUCCCAGGACCUCCUUCCCCCCCUAGACGUCCUGAUGAUAUGGCACGCCCACAUGCUGAACCCCCGUGCCUUCCUCGAGGACUGCAUCCGACACGGCAAGAUGAGCGCGUGGACCACGGGCUUUCCAUGGGAAGCCAUCAACGCCAGCAUCGAUGACCGGACCCUGGAAUACGACGUCACGCAAACCGCCAAGGACACCUUCCUCGCAAAGACCCGUCUCCAAUGGGACAACCUCCUCGACACAAAUGACAAGAUGCUAUGCUGUCCCAGCUGCGACGAGCGGAUCUUCGUGCCCUGGACCAGCGGCAGCAUGGGAGUUCUCCUCGAGAAUCUCUUCCGAGGCUGGAGCGGCAUCGCAGACAAGGACUUCAUAGCCGUAUGCCCACGAUGCCGGCUCACUCUCAACCACGAAAGCCUCAAGAUCGCCAAGCUCCGGCAGGACAUCACGGCCCUCCUGACCACCGACCUCCCCAUGCCAGGCACAUACUACAACCUGCACGGGGUGCCCGAACCAGCCUUCGACCCGCAACGCCGCAAGCAACAAUUCUUCUUCCCGAACCGCUUCCUCGGCGUCGCCGGCCGCGACAUCCUCGACCGCACCAGCCCGCGCAACAACCAAACCCCACUGACCAUGAAAACCGUCAACGAGUACAUCGCCACGAAGCUCAAACAGCGGGACAUCAUGUGGCGCGCCAACCCCAACAGCUUCCAAACCAACCUCUACCCGGACGAAAAAGUGUCCUACCGCCGCAUGAUGUCGCACUACUGGGACAACUUCUCGCCGUUCGCGCUGGACCUCGUCGGCGCCGUCAUCCGACAGGGGACGUUCGUCGAGAAGAUGGACAAAAUCGACUGGCUGCACUCGCCGACCAUCCUACCCACCAUGAACCGGCUCAUCAAGAAAUACCAACUCUUCUUCCAAAUCAUGACCGACCACCCGUCCCACAUGGCGGUGCCGACCCUCGACGUCGACCUGGCCUGGCACACCCACCAACUCACCCCCGGCCGAUACCUCACCUUCUCCCUGCACCGCACCUCCACGUCCCCAUCCAACCAAACCCCCAUCUUCAUCGACCACGACGACAAAGUCGACGAGACCAAACUCUCCGACUGCUUCGAAUGGACAUCCAAAGCCUACCGCAAACUCACCGACGGCGAAAUCUACAGCGAAUGCACCUGCUGGUACUGCGAAGCGAUCCGCGAACCCGACUUCUCGCGCUCCCUCCCCUCCCUAUUCCCUUCCUCCUUCUCUUUCCUCCCCUCCACCACCCUGAAAGCCCGCUCCGCCGCAACCAACCUGCACACAAGGGCGGAUAUCUCCUCCGACCCGGACAAAAACCCGCACAUCUCCGCCCACAACGCCGUUCGCCCCGACCUGCCCUCCCUCGGCUCCACGGCUUCGAAACUUUCCCCCUCAUCCCUCGACCCCCGCGCCAUCAAAUACCUCAAACUCCGCCACGACUACGAGAAAGCCCAGCGGCGCGCGCAGAAGCAGAAACGCCGCUCCAAGAGUGGCAUCCCGCCCCACGCAGAUACCAAAUCCCAAUCCCAAUCCAAGGAUCCGAAUCAGAAAGAGAAUCAGAGAGGCGCCGCAUCAGAUUCCGCCGUCUUAUACGCCACCCCCUUCCUGUGGGGCUACCCCGUCAUCGUACCCUACUAUGCCCCGUUUGCGUGUGACCCCGGGGUUCAUUCGGAUGCGUAUGUCGCGAAUCCAAGCUCCAUCAGCCCCGCCCAUCUCUAA